Molecule: messenger RNA, 1662 nt
Organism: Cuscuta campestris
Lineage: Eukaryota; Viridiplantae; Streptophyta; Magnoliopsida; Solanales; Convolvulaceae
Source: the annotation of a GenBank genome assembly
GAGAAGUGAGGCCGAGAGAGAUACACACACCCACCCACCCACUUUAUCUUCCCUCACACUCGCACACACUUCACAAACACAAAUCAAACCCCUUUCUCUUUUCUUUCCUUUCAAAAAUCCCUUUUUUCUUCUUCUGUAAUUGAUCAUUUUUAUUUUAUUUUUUGGGUUUCAAUUCCCCUGUUUUGAGAAAUCAAGAUCUGUUUUUUUUUUAAUUUUCUCAGUAGUUUCUCCGGUCAGAUCUGCUCCGAGGGCGUAUUUGUUGUCCCUCCGGCGUUUGAUCUGUAGAAUUUAAAGGGGAAAAAGCUAAGGGGUUUCUUUGUUAUUUGAGAACCUCUGGUUUUCCGUUUCUUCUUGAAAUUUUAACUUGAUUUUGUUCAGAACAGAGCUUUCAUGGCGGCUACCUUGGAUCUGUGGAGUAGUGUGGGCGUAGAUCUCCGUUCUUAUGAGCAGCCUUUUAAUGGCGGCGGGGAUCUCAUGGACGCGCUUGGGCCUUUUAUGAGAAGCGCGUCGCCCUCACCUUCUUAUUCAUCAUCUUCUUCUUCUUCGUAUCCUUCCACCUCUACUCGGGGGUUCGAAACUGGGUUUUCGGGUUGCGACAUUGAGCAGUUGGGCUCUAUUGGGCUCAACCCGCUGACGACUGUCCAGAUCAACCAGAUCCAGACCCAGAUCGGGCUUCAGGCCCAGCAACUGUUGGGCUCUUCUCCUUCUUCUUCUGAUCAGAUCCAGUGGGCUCACCGUGUUCCGAACUCGAGCUUUCUGGCGCCGAAGCCGGUACCCAUGAAGCCGACCGCGGCGGCGGCGCCGCCGAAGCCGGCGAACCUGUACCGCGGCGUCAGACAGCGGCACUGGGGCAAGUGGGUCGCCGAGAUCCGCUUGCCGAAGAGCCGGACCCGGCUCUGGCUCGGAACCUUCGACACGGCGGAGGAGGCGGCGCUCGCCUACGACAGCGCGGCGUACAAGCUGAGAGGCGACGCCGCCCGGCUCAAUUUCCCGAACCUCCGCCACAGCGGCUCCGUCAUCCGCGGCGAAUUCGGCGAGUUCAGGCCGCUCCAGUCCAACGUCGACGCCAAGCUGCAAGCCAUCUGCCGGAACAUGGCGGAGAACGGCGGCGUCGCCGAUUCAAGGAACCCGAAGCCGAACCCGAGAAAGCCGAAGGAAGAGGCCGCGUCUGAAGAUCUCAAGAGCAGUCUGGCUGGGGAAGGUGGGUCCGAGAGCUACGGGUCGGAUUCCGGGUCGUCUCCGCUCUCGGAUCUAACGUUCCCGCAAUUCGCGGAGGAGGAGUCCACGUGGGACAUGUGUUCGGAUCUUCAUAAAUACCCGUCCAAUGAGAUCGAUUGGGAAUCGCUGUAAAACGUUUCGAACUUCUUUUUUUUUCUUUUUUCUUAGUGGUCCAGGUGGCAUGUGAUGACGUAAGGGUGGGGGCCAGCUGCAUGAUGUUUUUUGAAAAUGCAGAGUGGUUAUUUACUGAGUCAGUCCUUGUAUUAGUUAAUAUUGUAAGUUAGUACCCCAAACUGGGUGGCCAGUGGUUUUUGUCUUGGCCGGACCAGGGAAUCCAUGGGUUUGUAACUUUGUUGCUGUCAAUAUUUAUGUUAUUGUUGUUCUCUUCUGUUUUUUGAAAUUGUAGUUUCCCCCCCUCCCCCUAAAUAAAUCUCACUUUCAUUG